Molecule: messenger RNA, 1158 nt
Organism: Lachancea meyersii CBS 8951
Lineage: Eukaryota; Fungi; Ascomycota; Saccharomycetes; Saccharomycetales; Saccharomycetaceae
Source: the annotation of a GenBank genome assembly
AUGGAAUUACCUGACGACUUGGCUUCAGCAGUGAGAAAGUCGUGGUCCGAACCAGUGGUUCCAGAGGGAGCAGACUCUCCUAUUGGGACGCCCCGCAGUACACCCAGAAGUUCAGAAGGAGGGUCCAUUUCAGUGGAAUCAGAUACGCCCGUUGAUUACCAGCUCCUGAAGCACCACUAUGCAAUAACCGAUGACGAUAGAAGAGGAAGCGUCCAGGGAGGAGUUUUGGACAUUUUGGGAGGUCUGGAUCCUGCAGUGUGUCCAGCAGCCCCACAAAACACUCGCAGAAAAUCCAUAGAAGAGGUGUCGAAAAUACGGCAGUGGUUGAACCCACGCAGCUCCUUUUCGGGGGUCUCUCCCGACGAGCCUAACAUAGCCCAUGGUACUGCAGCUCACAAGUGCUGGGUCACUGCUAUUGAGUCGCAAGAUGACUACUGGCCCAUUUUGGUUCUGCAGCACUCUCUGAUGAGCUGUGGGUCGCGCUACAAGCUUUUGGUUCUGUACACCGAGCAGAACUGCACUAUAGCCACGCAGCUGGCACAUCGCGGCGUCGAGAUUCUAAAAGCAGCAGAAGUUGCGCCCAUUUUGGUUUCGUCGUCCCCGUCGUCGCCAGCACCCACCGCUGCAACGGCCACUUCAAAUGCGACCUCCGACCUGCCUCUGUCUUCCAGGUGGUUCAAACUUCUGCCGUUCGUUUCGCUGGCGAACGCAUUCGACUUAGUUUGCUACCUCUCACCCCGCUCAAUUGUGCUUUCCAACAUUGACGAGCUGCUGGACUCGGAGGUUGUGUCCUCUGAGAUUGACAACGAAACUUGUGUGCUGCUGUCCAAUUCAGUACAACCCUCACCCACGGUUAUAGUCCUACGCCCAAACAAAGAAAUCGAGGCUUGCAUUCGAGAGUAUAUGACUGUAUACACGGAUGCCGAGAAAAAUAGCAAGUGGGCCAAGCUGCGAAACUCGGAUGGUGCUGCUGUUUUGAGAGAGCUUUUCCAGGAUUCGUGGGGAAUUGUUGCAUCAGAAUAUUGUUAUAGCGGGCUUGAUAGCGUGCCGGCACAUGCCAAACUCGUAGAAUGCUGCACAACCCAGCCGUGGAAUGCAAGUGACAACACUAGUAUGCUCUGGAAGAGGGCUUGCGGGCAACUCAAUCCAGAACUUUAA